AUGUCCACAAGUAAAGUAGCAAUAGUAACAGGUGCUAAUAAGGGACUAGGAUUUGCAAUUGCAAAACUUCUUUGCGAAAAAUACGAAGGACAAGUUUAUCUUACAUCCAGGGAUAAUCAAAGAGGAAUAAAAGCUUAUGAAGAACUGAGGAAAGUUGGCCUCAAUCCACUAUAUCAUCAACUUGACAUUACAGAUAACGAGAGUAUAAAAGCAUUCGUAAAGACAAUCAAAGAUAACAAUGAAGAAGUAGAUAUAUUAAUUAACAAUGCUGGUAUACUUUUUAUUAAAUCUCCAGAACCGAAAGUCUACCAAGCGGAACAAACAAUAUUCGUCAAUUUUGUCUCUUUAACAAAUUUUACUGAAGCCAUCCUGCCGUUUAUGAGAAAUGGCGCGAAAAUUGUCAAUGUUACCAGUUCAUCAGGUCAUUUAUCCCGGAUUCCGUCUAAAGAAAUUAAAGAGCAAUUUAGUUCUGAAGAGUUAACUUUGGAAGAAUUAAAAAGCUUAACAAAUAGUUACGUGGAGGAUGUUAAGAAAGGUCAAGAUAUUGACAAAGGAUGGGGUGACUCGCCUUAUGUGAUUUCAAAAGUAGCAGUGAAUGCUUAUACGUUUCUGUUGCAUCGGAGAUUAUCGUCUAAAGGUAUAAUAGUAAACUGCGUGCACCCGGGCUACGUAAAGUCAGAUAUGACUUUUGGCGCUGGCACCUUGAGCCCAUCAGACGCGGCAUCAGUACCUGUAUCUUUGGCUUUGGAGGCCACUUUUGGCGGCCGAUACGUAUGGCAUAACGGUCAGGAUGUGCCCUGGAAUGGUGAAGAUCCGCGAAAGUACAUAGACGGUAAAAAAGUAUAA
Arctia plantaginis is the source of this 846-nucleotide messenger RNA. Lineage: Eukaryota; Metazoa; Arthropoda; Insecta; Lepidoptera; Erebidae. The record is from the annotation of a GenBank genome assembly.